AAACUAAUUACGAGGAAACGCUGUUUCUUCUCCGUCUCCUCCUUUUAUCUGUUGAACAGAAAACAAUAAAUUGAAUAAAGAGAAGAUUUAUCCAGUGUGCCUGAGAAAGAGAAAACGCGCCCUCGAUUUGUGUAAUUCAUCAAACCUUCGAUCUACGGUUGCGCCACUCACUCUCACAUAAAUCUCAGGAAAAGAAGAAGAUAUGGAGAAAGCUAUAUUAAUAAGAGCUUUAUAUCGUUCAGCCAUUCGCAGAUCCUUAGGUUCCCCUACCGUCAUUGGAAGCACAUCAACUAACAUCAACCACUACCUCACCCAGGGUAACCGAUGUUUACAUCUCUCUGCGACUGUUAAACGGCUUUCUCCAGAUAUCCGCACCCCUUUCUUAAUGACGAUGAACAUUGGAAGAACACGUUCUUUCAGUGAUGACGUGACUCACAUGCCUGCCAUAAAUGAUGCUGACAUAAAAACCGCCAUCAAGGAUCUAUUGGCUGCAGAUUGGAGUGAACUUCCAAGUGCUGUCACUAAGGAUGCAAAAAGGGCAUUGUCUAAGGACACAGAAGACAAGGCUGGCCAAGAGACUUUGAAAAAUGUUCUUCUUGCAGCUGAGGCAGUUGAGGAAUUUACAGGAAAGCUUGUAUCCCUGAGGAUGGAAAUUGAUGACUCUGUUGGAUUAAGUGGCGAGAAUGUGAAGCCUCUACCAGAUCUAUUCUCCAAAGCAUUACUGACUGCUUUUCAACGUUACAAUGCAUAUUUGGAAGCUUUUGGACCUGAUGAGGCUUUUUUGCGGAAGAAAGUAGAAAAUGAGCUGGGGACGAGAAUGAUACACUUGAAAAUGCGGUGUGGCGGUCUUGGUUCUGAAUGGGGAAAGAUCACAGUUCUUGGGACUUCUGGGCUUUCUGGUUCUUAUGUUGAGCACAGAGCAUAAUUUCAGGGGACAACUGAAAUGUCGGUGUCUUGAAAUUUGUUCUCUAAAAGAAAGACUAUCAUGUGGCUUAUACUUGAGCCAUGACGAUGAUGAUAUAAUUGCUAUCCUUUAGUUAUAAUAAAGUGCUGUUCUGUCUGAUAACAGAUCAUCUGAUGAUCUUUUGGUAUAAAGUUCAGAAACAUCUGAAUGAAAAUAUUUGGUUGGAACUUGGAAGCAUUAGUUCGAAAUAGUAAUUCGAAAUGUUUUGGAGGUAGAUUGCUCCAAGAAAAUGAUUUGUGAAGGUGGAUUGCAUUAUAUGCUAAUGUAUCAUAAAAAAAAACCUAUGUUGUUUGUUUUACCUAUAUAUAUUUGUUAGAGGUUAGAAUGUUA
Daucus carota subsp. sativus is the source of this 1294-nucleotide messenger RNA. Its product is annotated as succinate dehydrogenase subunit 5, mitochondrial. Lineage: Eukaryota; Viridiplantae; Streptophyta; Magnoliopsida; Apiales; Apiaceae. The record is from RefSeq and is a predicted model, not a curated record. Gene Ontology annotation, cellular component: respiratory chain complex II (succinate dehydrogenase). Gene Ontology annotation, biological process: tricarboxylic acid cycle. Bases 203 to 925 code for a protein of 240 amino acids. The transcript is spliced from 5 exons.